UAUCCAAACCUUUCAUAAUGCAUCAAAAUAUUAGACAUUUUUACUUUAUCAUUAAUAAUUUUGUAACUCUUUUCUCAGUUAAAAUAUUAAAAUUUUGGAAUGUUGACCUUCAUGAGUCUCUUCCAAGUCAGUAUCAUGUAGCCAAGUCAAUAUUACUAACAAAAUUGCUAACUGUAAGUUAACACUUGGCUAAUUCUUAGUAUUUCCAUAGGUUUGGAUAAUAUAAAAGAAUCUAAAAAAGGUUUGGAUAAAAAAUAGACAUUAUCCUAUAAUAUAUGUCCCAAUUUGUUGGUUUCAAAAUAUAUCAAAGUUAACGUCAUUUUGAAGAAGAGAAUUAAUAUUAUUUUUUAUGAAAAAAUUGAAUUCCAAUUUAAACAAAAGAGCUAUAAUCUGUUAAAUUUAAUAUAUAUAUAUAUAUAUAUAUAUUUAUUUAUGGGUGAGACUGACGUACGUCAGGCGUAUACUAUACGUCGAGGAGGUUUUAUCACCUGGACCGCUAAUUGCCUUAGAAAGAGUGGAAUCAGAUCACAACCCGAUUGUCCUUCAAUAGGGUGAUCGUGAGUACUCCAAUCGGCCGUGGAAAUUUGAAAAUAUGUGGUUGGAAGAGCAAACCUUUCUUCAAAAGCUGGUUGGAUGGUGGAGUAUCCCGGUAAAUGGUUCAGGGCAUUUGUUCAGAUGUAGCCAGCGCUUAAGGAAUGCUAAGCAUCUCAUCAAGGAGUGGAAUGUGGAGUUCUUUGGAAAGACUGAUUCGAAGGUGGCUGAUUUGCUCGCAAGAAUUAAGGUAAUUGACAGGGUGGAGGAACAGGGCCCUAUUAUUGAUGUUCUUAAUAUUGUAAGAAGCAGAUUGAAAUGUGAACUAGAUAAAACGCUCUUGAUGGAGGAAAUUUCAUGGAGACAGAAAUCUCGUGCGCUAUGGAUCAGAGUGGGGGAUAAAAAUUCAGGCUUUUUCCAUCGCAUGGCAGUGAACCAUAGCAGAAGAAAUUGUGUUAGGAGUCUGAUGAUUGAAGGAAGAUUGGUGGAGGAUACAGGUAAGUUGAAAGAGGCCUUUGUCAACCAUUUCCGUGAAAGAUUUAUUGAGAAAGGCAAGAGCAGACCUUUCCCGGCUGAUUUCAAACUGGGGAUAAUUAGUGUUUAAGAGAGUUACCAGCUUACAACGCCAUUCACAGAAACAGAGGUUUGGGAUGCAAUACGCUCUUGUAAUGGUGAUAAAGCUCCCGGCCCGUAUGACUUUACGCUUUCUUUCUUUAAGAAGUCCAGGCACAUCAUCAAGCAAGAUAUCAUGAAGGCUCUUGAUGAGUUUUACUUAUCUGGAGUGCUCCCUCAUGCAGUAGCUCAUUCUUUUGUUUGCUUGAUCCCCAAGAAAGAGGCAGUGGAAGAGAUUAAAGACUUUUGGCCAAUCAGUCUCAUUGGUAGUUUAAAUAAGAUAAUUUCGAAGGUCGUCUUGGUGAGGUUGCACCUGGUUACAGAAAAGGCUGUCUCAAAGUUCCAGUUCGCAGGAAGGAAAAAGAAGCAAAUCCAUGAAGCCAGCUUGUUAGCGAAUGAGGCAAUUGACAGUAGAAAGAGGAGCAGAAAACCAGGAAUCAUCCUCAAGCUGGAUAUAGAAAAGGCUUUCGACUCUGUAAGCUGGGAUUGUUUGUUCAGAAUUUUGGACAACAUGGGGACGAAUGCAAAGCUGAAAAAAUGGAUUUCGGGGUUAGUUUCCUCAACAAGACUUUCGAUCCUCGUUAAUGGAGAGUCGAAUGGCUUUUCAAAAUGGAAAGGGGUCUUAAACAAGGGGAUCCGUCAUCCCCAUUCUUGUUCAGCCUUGUUAUGGAUAUUCUAUCUCGUAUAAUUCAGAGGAGGCUGGAUGCGGGUCUAAUCACAAGUUUCUUCUUCGAUGAAAGUGUCCAACGAUGUCAGAUUUCUCACUUAUUAUAUGCAGAUGAUACUAUUAUAUUUUGUGACGCUACUGAGAACGAGGUUUUUAAUGUGAUGGCUGCCUUGAUCUGUUUCGAAUGCAUCAUGGGACUCAAAAUCAACCUUAGCAAGAGUUUGAUGUACCCUGUGGGUGAAGUAGAGAACAUUGAUCGACUUGCUGGGAUCCUGGGGUGCGAUUGGAAUUUUCUUCAUACGGUCUAUCUCGGGCUGCCUCUUGGGGCGCAUCCUACCUCGACUUCAAUUUGGGAGCCCGUUCUUUUGAAGAUGCAAAGGAAACUAGAAGGUUGGCAAGGCAAAUACUUGUCCUUAGGGGGGAGAAUCACCCUCUGCAACGCAGUUCUUGCCAGCCAACCUUUAUAUCUAUGUUCCCUAUUUAAAGCGCCAGCCAACAUAAUUGCAAAGAUGGAAAGAAUACAGAAGGAAUUCAUAUGGUCAGGGUCGAGUCAGGAGAAGAAAAUGCAUUUGGUGGCUUGGGAGACUUAUAAGGUGCCAAAGAAGCUCGGUGGUCUGGGAAUUGCUGAUUUGGGAUCUCAUAAUGUCUCUCUUUUGGUUAAAUGGCUGUGGAGAUUUGCCAGGAAAGGAAUGAAUGAUGGAGGGAGCUGAUAAGCACUAAAUACCCUCACGAUGCAUCGGAAUGGAGGCCAGGGGAUCACAAAGGCUCGACGGGAUGCAGCCCGUGGUCACAAAUCAUGAAAACAGGGAAAGAGUUCUGGCGGUUUGCAAGGGUGGAAUCUGGGGAAGGAGCGUGGACUUCUCUAUGGUACGAUGUUUGGAUUCAGGGUCUUCCUGCUCUCGCUGAAGCCUUUCCAAGGGUAUUCGCCGCUGCCGUGUCACCAAGCUGUCGAGUUGCUGAUGUGCUGCAAGUUGGGAAGGGAAAUUUUUCUUGGGAUUUACCUCUUAAAUACACCUUGAGGGGAGGGGUUGAGAGGGAGAGAAUUAGCUUACUAAAUUUACUGCAAAGCAUACCCUUCACUUCGUUUGUUGCAGGCCCUUCGAGAAUAACUUGGGAGCCGUCCCCAAACGUUGGCUUUCAGGUGCAGUCGAUGUAUGAGAAGCUGGUUGCUGAGCGGGUCUCAAGAGAUGCUGAUUUUCCUGCUCGGACCAUUUGGCAGCAAGUUGUUCCACAUAAAGUUUGUGUUUUCAUGUGGAUCGUCUUCUGGAAGAGAAUACUAACUCAAGACCUUUUGCGGAAGAGGGGAUGGGUAGGGAUGGCAAAUUACCCACCCAUGGGUAAUUAUACCCAAACCCAAGUAGACCCAUUGAUAAUGUGUUGGGUAUGGGUGAAGUGCAUAUGGAUUUGGGGGUUUAUAGAUGGGUUUGGGUUUGGGUUUGGGGCUUCCAUAAUCUAAAUGGGUAUGGGUUGGAUAUGGAUAUCCAUUUACUUGAGGGUGUUUUAACUACACAUGCAAAAAUUGGACCUAUUUGCAAAACUUGAAAAGUUUAGGUACCAAAAUGUAAGACCAAAAAAAUUUAGGUACCAAAACGUAAUUUUCCAUCGAUAUUUUGAGGACUUAUAUGCAAAAAAAUUAAUUUUAGGUACUAAAUAUGCAUGUCUAUUAAGUUUGGGUAUCAAACUGUAAUUUGUAUUUGGGCAUGGGUACAAACCCAAAUCCAUUUGAUAUAAACCAAACUCAAUCCAAAGUAAAUGGGUAUGGGUACAAACCCAUCAAACUCUACCCAUAUCCAUCUAUUUGGAUUUCAUACCCAACCCAAUUGGGUUGGAUAGUAAGAAACCCAUGGGUAUGGGCAAAGUUGCCAUCCCUAGGGAUGGGCAAUUCCGAAGGUGGCAGCUGCAGGAUCCACGAUGCCCUGAACAGUGGUGCUCAAGAAUAUUUCUUCACGCUCUAUUCUUGAGGGUGUGGCUCGAAAGGAACAGAAGAAUCUUCAUAGAUGAGGAGGAAGAAAGCAACAUAGUGUGUUAUAGAAUUGGUCGCUCCAUUGCUGACUGGUUAAGCGCCAAUGAGAAGGUGGAAAGGACCAUUACAGAAGGUUGGAUGAGAACUGUAAAGCUGCGUCUUUUGCCAACAAGAGCUCCUCUCAGCGACCAGACCUUGCAUCCUUGAGUUUUUGAGGGUAUUUGAUGAGGCUCUGGUGUUCGGUUUGGGGUUCUCUUCUUCUUUUCUUCCCUUCCUUCUUGAGUUGGAUUUUUGCUGGGUAUGUUGGGUGGUUUUCUUGAGUUGGAACUCUGAUGCGAUUUCCCCCUGCUCGCCCUCUUGACUUUGUUCUCGGCAGGGCGCGUUUGCCUUUGCUCUCUUGUUUGUUUCUUUUCUGUUUUGUUUUUUUGUUGGGCGGCGUUUCUUGUCUCCCCUCUUUGUAAUUGUAAUUAUAAUUGAUUUCGCCAUUAACACAUAAAUUGAGUUUGGGGUA
Messenger RNA from Linum trigynum, 4284 nucleotides. The record is from the annotation of a GenBank genome assembly. NCBI's taxonomy places the organism in Eukaryota, Viridiplantae, Streptophyta, Magnoliopsida, Malpighiales, Linaceae.